CGCCCGUUUUGGAGUUAUUUGUGACUGUGCAUGCGAAAUUACAGAUGAGACCUCCGCCUAUUUACCGGGAGAGGAAGGAAAAAAGAAAAAAAAAAUAAAACUCGAAAGCUCAAAAAAUUCUCCGGAGGAAAUGGAUCGCACUCGGCCUCCUCCGGACUGAAGCCACGGCAGCGUCCGUCGCGUAACGCCGUCUUCGACAGUUCGACCUCGUCGGCGAGAGUCGAACACGGCGGCAAUGGCGGCCACCGGCGACAGCGAGACGGAAGCGCUGCUUUCGGCCUUCGAUCAAAUCUAUGAAGAUUUCGAGAGAGGAGCAGCGGAGAUCCAAUCGCUGAGGUUGAGCUGUGAUGCCGAGGUUCGAAGGCGAGAAGCUCUUGAAAUUGCUUGUAACGGCCUAAGACAAGACAAUGAGAGGCUGACGAAGCUGUACUCAAGUUGCAUGAGCAAUUUGGCUGAUCAGCUCGAAAGUCGCACUAAAUGCCAGAGAUUGGAAGAGGAAAUGAAGAGGCUGGUUGAUGAACACCACCGUAAAGCAAACGAGCAAAUUGGAUGUAUAGAAUUGCUGCAACAAGAUUAUACAACUAAGGUUCAAGAGUUAGAGGCCCAAAUUAGGGGUUUUCAAACUGAGAAAGCAUCGCAUGAAACAACUAGUAAUCACCUCCGCCACGAGUUAACAGCACAUAAAAUGCAUAUCCAAGCCCUAGCAAGCAGGUUAGAGCAGCUCCAUUUUGACUUGGAUUCGAAAUAUCAACUCGAGAUUCGGGAUUUGAAGGACUGUCUUCUACUUGAGCAGGAGGAGAAGAAAGACUUGAUUAAGAAACUUCAUAAUCUGGAAAAGGAAUUGCUUAUAACCAGAACAAAGUUUGCUCAAGAGCAACGAGAUUCAGCUACAAGUCGGCAGGUGGAAAUACUUAAGCAGAAGGUUAUGAACUUGAGGAGGGAAAACGAAAUUCUGAAAAGGAAGCUCCCUGCUUCAGGAGAGGGGUAGAGUCCGUCUCUGAUUGAUUGCUGUGGUUCUGCAUUUUGGACAUAAUCAUUCGGCCCCCUGUUACCCCUGAUUUCGUUGUUAAGUGGAUUAGCUGCAACUAUAAUUGAGGGGAUCCUGUCUUACUGUUUUCAAGCGAGCAUCUUGACCAUAUUCUCUUGAGAGGAAAUAUGUUCCGAAGUUCUGUUUCAUUAGAUACUCAAGAUGACCUAAUAUACCAAGGGACAGGAGAGUCUUACUCCUGCUUCUGUGUUUGCUUUUGGCAAUGACUAUGGAACUUGUAUAUACAUUAUCCAGAUUUCAGGACUA
Syzygium oleosum is the source of this 1294-nucleotide messenger RNA. Its product is annotated as protein At-4/1. The coding region runs from base 236 to 988 and encodes 250 amino acids. Lineage: Eukaryota; Viridiplantae; Streptophyta; Magnoliopsida; Myrtales; Myrtaceae. The transcript is spliced from 8 exons. The record is from RefSeq and is a predicted model, not a curated record.